Molecule: messenger RNA, 1104 nt
Organism: Pelagomonas calceolata
Lineage: Eukaryota; Pelagophyceae; Pelagomonadales; Pelagomonadaceae
Source: the annotation of a GenBank genome assembly
AAAAAGAUGCCGCAGCCCCUCUUCGCCUUCGAGGUCGGCAAGUCGCAGCUCAAGGCCUUCUCGGGCGCGGUGAGCGCGCUGGCCGACGUGGGCAGGGAGCUCGAGCUCGUGGUGUUCACGCAGGACGACGGCGAGCCGGCGGUGUCGCUGCUGGCCAAGGACGACGGCGACACGGUCUUCGGGACUUGUAUCUUUGAAAGACGCUUCUUCUCGCGCGUGGCCGUCGACGCGACGCUCACGGUCGCCACGCCCUUCGCCGGCAAGCUCGUGGCCAAGGCGCUCUUCCCCGCGCUGCGCCGCGCGGCGGCGCGCAGCCACGCCGGCCGCGCCGCGGACGGACGCAGCCCGCCGGCCGAGCGCGCGGGCGCGGGCGUCGCGUCGUUGAUCAUCAAGCACGACGAGCCCGCCGGCGCCGGCUCGGACGACGACGCCGAGGACGACCGGACCGCGCCCCGCAUUGUGGUCGAGACGCGGCACGACGACGGCAGCCGGAGAAGGUGGCGCCUCUUCUACGACAGCUCCGAGGGCCAGACGAACACCUUUGAGGUGAACGCCGCCGACGUCGGCGAAAUCACCGCGCAGCCGCCGCAGUUCGCGGAACUCCUCGCGCACUGCGCGGCGAACGGCGAGGUCACCUUCACGCCGACGCCGGCCGCUUUAGAAGUGCAGUGCCGCACCGACGGCGGCCGCGACGACGACGACGUCGUGUCGGAGCUUAGCAUUCAAGCGGCGGACUUCGAACAGUACGUGCUGCCGGACGGCGCGCGCGGCGAUUCCAGGGAUGCCAUCGCGUUUCAAGCCAGGCAGCCCAAGGCCCUCGUGAAGUGGUGCGACGCGGCCGACGUCCUCGCCGUGAACUUCUACUUCGGGCGGCUGCCCAAGCCGGUCUGCCUCAUGGCCCACGCGCCGGCCGGCGCGAACCUGCGCAUCGUCGCGUCGACGCACGUCCCGCCCCGCGAGGGCGACGCGCCGGCCGCGCCGGCGCCGGCGCCGGCGGCGCGGGCGCCGCCCCGCCGCGACGCGUACGCCGACGCGCGGCUGGCGCCGACGGGCCUGCACCGCAAACGGAAGCAUUCGGCGGACGUCCCGCCGACGAUCCCCUGA